UGUCGGAGGGCAGAAUUGCAAUGAAGACUAGAGACCAGGCCUGAAUGCCCUCCCCUGUGGCCGCCCUGCCUGGGCUGGACCAGGGGGCGUGGCUUGCUGGGGGCGUGGCCCGCCUGGGCUCUCAUUGGCUGCCCGGAGACUCAGCCCAGAGGAUAAAGCCCUGGAGUAUCCUGCCAACUUUCUACUCUCCCAGGACACAGACACAAUCUACCCCUCUCGCUCGCCCUGUCCAGUUCCUCCUGUGCCGGCCAUGGCCGCCCAGGAGUCCCUGCACGUGAAGACCCCGCUUCGUGACAGCAUGGCCUUGUCCAAAGUGGCCGGCACCAGCGUGUUCCUAAAAAUGGACAGCUCCCAACCCUCAGGCUCCUUCAAGAUCCGAGGCAUCGGGCAUCUCUGCAAGAUGAAGGCAAAGCAAGGCUGUAAACAUUUCGUCUGCUCUUCAGCGGGCAAUGCAGGCAUGGCCACCGCCUACGCUGCCAGGAGGCUGGGCAUCCCGGCCACUAUCGUUGUGCCCAGCACCACGCCUGCCCUCACCAUCGAACGGCUCAAGGAUGAAGGCGCCACAGUUGAAGUGGUGGGCGAGAUGCUGGAUGAGGCCAUCCAACUGGCCAAGGCUCUGGAAAAGAACAACCCGGGAUGGGUGUACAUCCCCCCCUUCGAUGACCCUCUCAUCUGGGAAGGGCACACUUCCCUCGUGAAGGAGCUGAAGGAGACGUUGAGUGCCAAGCCCGGGGCCAUCGUGCUGUCUGUGGGCGGUGGAGGCCUGCUGUGCGGAGUGGUCCAGGGUCUGCGGGAGGUGGGCUGGGGGGACGUGCCCAUCAUCGCCAUGGAGACCUUCGGUGCCCACAGCUUCCAUGCUGCUGUCAAGGAAGGAAAGCUGGUCACCCUGCCCAAGAUCACCAGUGUCGCCAAAGCCUUGGGCGUGAACACCGUGGGGGCGCAGACCCUGAAGCUGUUUUACGAACACCCCAUUUUCUCCGAGGUCAUCUCCGACCAGGAGGCGGUGACGGCCAUUGAGAAGUUCGUGGACGAUGAGAAGAUCCUGGUGGAGCCCGCGUGUGGCGCUGCACUGGCCGCCGUGUACAGCGGCGUGGUGUGCAGACUGCAGGGUGAGGGCCGGCUGCAGACCCCGCUGGCCUCGCUGGUUGUCAUCGUGUGUGGCGGCAGCAACAUCAGCCUCGCACAGCUGCAGGCACUCAAGGUGCAGCUGGGCCUGAACGGGCUGCCUGAGUGACCUCUGCUGCGGCCCUGGCCACCCUCAGAGGGGUCGCCAGCACCCCUGAGUGGGGUGGGUGGGGAUACUCCUGAUGGUGGCCCACCCUCCUUUACCUGUGUUUAUAAUGUGCACUUUUCCAUUGUAAAUAAU
Molecule: messenger RNA, 1366 nt
Organism: Apodemus sylvaticus (European woodmouse)
Lineage: Eukaryota; Metazoa; Chordata; Mammalia; Rodentia; Muridae
Gene: Sds
Product: serine dehydratase
Exons: 8
Coding region: 251-1234 (327 amino acids)
Biological process (GO): L-threonine catabolic process; L-serine catabolic process
Molecular function (GO): threonine deaminase activity; L-serine ammonia-lyase activity; pyridoxal phosphate binding
Source: RefSeq, a predicted model, not a curated record